This is a messenger RNA of Glossina fuscipes, 7024 nucleotides long. RefSeq names its product centrosomal protein cep290 (gene Cep290). The record is from RefSeq and is a predicted model, not a curated record. The transcript is spliced from 20 exons. The coding region runs from base 116 to 7024 and encodes 2302 amino acids. NCBI's taxonomy places the organism in Eukaryota, Metazoa, Arthropoda, Insecta, Diptera, Glossinidae.
AUAUAAAAACUUAAAGAUUUCACUAAAAUAGUCGCAGUCUCAUACAAAUCAUUACGAGUGGUAUUGAUUUAAGGCGCAAAAAAAUAAAAAUAUAUAAAAAUCAUAAUUUAUAACAAUGGGAUGGCAAUCGCUUGUUAAAGUUGUGCUGCUAAUAUGCUUAGGGGAAUUUUUGCAUACGAAAUAUGUUCGUGCUACAAUGCCAGCGUUUUAUAGGCAAGUGAAGUUGCUGCCAUUUUUGCAUACAGCAAGCCCACAACAACAAGAUGCAAUUAGAAAUCAGCGUUCUUUAUAUGGAUCAGGUCAACAAGUCGCAAGUUAUAAUAUCGCUUCUCUAGGUGCUAGUCAUGUACCGCAAAAUGGAUUGAUUAACUUGUUGGAAUCGACUAAGCAACAAGGCUUUCCGAAUAAUGCUGCUGUUGCUUUUGCUAAUCCUGGUGCUAAAGAUAUAAUCCCGAAUAUGCCUAUGUCGCUCUCGUUGCCCCCAUUUUUACCAUUAAAACUAGGUGGACAAACGGCUGGUACAUCCAGUGUUAGUGUCGCCACUGCCGAAGACUUUCAAGAUCUUGCGCAAGCUAAUCUUCGUCUUCAGAGUCCUUUCGAUGGCAAACGAUACGCUCCCAUCAACGCGAUGCUUGCUCGUCCUUUUAACAAGCCCGGAAAGAUUAGAAUGGAUUUACCAGAAGUGGUAUCUGUUAAGAAAUUCAAUGAUUUCACAAAUGAACAAAAGGAUCACCUUUACGAGACCUUAUUAGAAUUGGCUGUAGCUCUUGAUGAAUUGCCAAAGAAAUCGCUAAGAAAAACUUUAGAGCUAACACUGGCCGUCCUACAAUACAAAGGCAAGCAAGUUCAGUUAUUGCAAGAACAACUUGAUGAAAAAUCCCAAUCUAGUUGUGUUGAAUCAUUAAGUGAACGUCUAAUGAUUGAAAAUGAAAAGCUUACACAAUUGCUAACGCGAACAGAAGAUGAGAAAUUGCUUCUUAGAGAUAAAAAUAAAGGGUUAAUUGCCGAAAACUUCCAAUUAAAACAAAGACUAAAAGAGAUAACGGCCAAUGCCGAGGCAAGCGAUAAAGAUUCCUCCGAUCCACUUUCCGAACUCGACAAACAAGAGUCCCUUUUACGUAAUAUUAAUUUGAAAAAUAAACAUAUUAAGCGUUUACUGAAAGAAAUCGAGGCCUUACAAAAUGAAAAUAUUGAACAAUCAAAAACUAUAAUUGAUCUGGAAAAACGUUUAAAAUGCGAAAAAGAAAAUUGGGAAGAGCUAAAUGAAAAUUUCUUGUUACUGGAAAAGGAGAAGACAUCUUUGCGUGAAGCCUUCGAUGAAUUGACCAUUGAAAUAAAACGUUUAGAAAAUAAUAUCAACUAUUUGGAAGAUGAAAAAGAACGCAGUGAAAAAGAAUUGCAAGAAUUUGUUGAUAAACUAGAAAAAAAGGCCCAGUCGUGGAAGAAAUUGCUACUCGAGAAAGAUAAAGAGUUGAAAAAGCUAAAAACUAAAACUAAUAAACUCGAUGGAAGCGAACGAUCCCAAGCGUUAAGUGGAGAUGAGAGUACGGAUACAGAUGUAGGAGCAAAUGGAUCAGAAAAAUUCAAAUUAUAUCAGGCCAUAGAGGCACGCGAUAAGCUUAUCGAACAAUUAGAAUUGAAAAUUCAGAUUAUGGCCGAUGAAAUGUUAGCUGCCACCCAAUUAAUGAAUCGCAUUUAUCAAGAGCGUAAUGAAGAGAUGAAUCCCCGCAAACCUAGAUCGUGCUGUGCGAAUAUCGAGGCUCUAUUGAAAGCUAGCACCGCCAAAUGCCGGGAACUUUCCGAUAUGUUGGAAAGAGCUGAAGAAGAGUGCGCAAUAAAAGCCAAACAAGCUAUGGAAGCAACUAAAAGUUUGGCCGCGUUUCAAUGUGGCGAAGACGGUUUACUACCCGCUUUGAGAAGAUGUUCUGCUUUGGAAAGCAAAUUGCAAUCAAGAGAAAAUCAAAUACGUAGCUUAAUUACGGAGUUGAAUUCAAUGCACGAAAUUGGUCAGGAAAAUUCCUUUCUAAGGAAACGUUUAAAUAUACCAGACGAUGCAAUUAUUUCGACCAAAAAUUUAGCUGCCAAAGAGCGAAAUAAAGGGAAGAUUAUCGAUCGUUUAAAUCUUAAGCUAAGAGCGUCCGAAGAAAUGCGACUACAAUUGAAACUAGAAAAAAGCGACUUAAGAAAAGAGAUUUUGGAAUUGAAGCAAUUAUUAUUAACUGCGUCCAAUAACACUGCUGCCGAUCGCGAUAAAUCUUCGGAAAUUUUAGCUGAGGAAGAUCAUGGGAUCAUUGAAAGUACGGAAAUGAAUAGUAAAGACGACACCCCUCCCUAUCAGACAUUAGAAAUAAAUAAACUUACCCGAAAGUCGCCAACAAAGGAAAUUGGAGAAGUUGACGACUCCAAUAACACGCCAGAAGCCUCGUUAGCGGUAACGGUCUGUACACAUUGCCAUGGAAAUUAUAAAAUCGAACUUCAAGAUCCGGGCAACACGGGCGGCAUGGAUAUGAAAUAUCAAGAUAUAGCACAAGAGAAUGAAAUAUUACGUCAAGGCAUGUUGGAAAUUUUAGAAAAACUAAAAGAAUACGGUGAUAUGUCCGAGCAAAUUGUAAUUGAUAAGACGCUUUUAUCGAAUCUGUUAAAAAUACUCAAGUCUCCAGAUGCGUGUCAAGACUCGCCUUUGCGUUUACAGGAAGAGAUGCUCGAACUAAAACAAAAAGAACAGGCUUUAGAAGAGUUAUUGAAACAGCAUAUAGCUAUGAAAAACUAUUGUGCUGAAGACGAUGCGCAAUCAGUUGAGAGCAUGCGUGAAGAUGGUGAGAUUAGGAAUGCUGAAGAACUGCCUAUAGAAAUGCCUACGCUUUUUGACUCAUCUACACGUCCUACUACGCCCAAUAGAAGUCAUUCUCUUUUGCAGAUACCGAAUAUUAGCCAUGAAUCUACCUGGACAAUAACGGAAAAGCGUCAGCUUGAGCAAGAAGUUGACGAAUUGAAAAUCUAUCGCAAACAUUACGAAGAAUUAUAUUUACAUAUGAAAGCCAGUGACUUGGAAGUGAUGCAAGCUUGCGCUGAAUUAACUGAAAAGACGGCUAAACUCGAAACUGAUUUAAUGAAGGCGGAAAAGUGCUUGCAGUAUUUAAAAGAAGAUCUCGAUAAUAGCCUGAGCAAGAUGAAAGAGAAACAAAUGUUUUGGCUGGAGAAAGAGUCCAAAUACAAAAUGGAUAUUAAAAAUUUGGAACAUGAAUCCGAACAUUUGAAAAGAGAAAAGGAAAAUUGUUUUUCCAUCUAUUGCUAUAGCAGAGAGGAAUAUUUAAGUUUACAAAAAUCAUUUACGGAGAAUUUAAUGAAAUUAUCAUUAGUUACGCAAGAAAUAUUAUCCGGAAAAUCAAUGGAUAGCAUAAAUAUACCCGACUUGAAUAUGGAUUAUGGUAUAAUCAUUGAUAAUUAUCAAUUGGAUGUCAUACCAUUGGAAGAAUUUAAGAAAGAAAAUAAACUUAAUAAAGAAUUUCAAGAACAGAAGACGGAAAUGCUUAAAAAUAUUGCGCAUCUUGAGAGCUUGUUGCUAAUAGCCCGAGAGCAAAUACAAUCGCAACAAAAAUUACUUAACGAUAUUACUGAUAAUCAUAUAGGUCUAAGGCAUUUAGUUGCGGAUUUGCAAAGUACAAGCGAGGAAAAAUUCUUAAUAGCGAAAAUACAAAGAGAUUUAGAUAACGCCAAAUUAGAAAUAGAUCGUUUGAGAGAUGAGUGCGCGGCGAGCAGACAACAUUUUGAAGCAUUGCAGCAAGAAUUAUUGAAUAAAGAGAAAUUAUGUCAGCAAUUAAGAAAAAACUUUCACAACGAACGCGCUAAUAGGGAAAUAAAAUUGAAAUUUUUACAAAAAUCGUUACUUUUACUCAAAGAGAAAUAUGCCAAAUAUACUCCAUUAAUCUUUCUUACAAAUUUCAUUUGUGCUUAUAAGAAAUUUCAAAACUCAGUCGAAGAAAAUUCCGAGAAAAAUUAUUUAAAAAUUGUGAACAAACAAAUUGAAGAACUAAUCAAAACAAAACUAAGUGAGCAAAAUAUAGAAAUGGAGGAACAGCCACAACUAAUUAAGCUUAUUAAGAGUGAAACGCAAUGCAGGCUUUACGAGGAUGAGGUGAAAAUGUUGCAAAACAAAUGCCGAUACUUGGAAAAAGAUUUAAACGAAUUGCGUUUGAAUCAGGCCUGCGAAAGCGAACAUUGGAAAACUGUUCAAGCUUUAUUUGGAUCUGAAAAAGCUAUAGAUGAUUUGGUUUUAAAGACCGAGAAAAACUUAAAAGCUGUCGAAAAAAUUCUUACUCAAGAUAUUGCUUGUAAUACAGAAGCGCCCAUACCAGCAGAGCGAAAACGAUCCCUUAAACCCGCUCAAGUUGACGUUCUAAUACAAACUGAACAAGAAAGUCCGAAAAGACGAGACUCGAAAAAAGGGUAUUUAGCAGCUGAAACAGAAGAUGGAAAUCAAAUUGCAACUCGCAACGUCGUGACCGAAACCAAGGAAGUUCAAAUACAGACCUGCAAACAACGAAAUUUACAGGAAAGUAAAGCUAUACAAACCCUAGAGGAAACUAAUGCGACUAAUGUGAUGAACGGCAAACCGCACAAAAUCGAUAGUCCAAAAACAAAUGAAUUGCAGCGUACUUUAGAAACUUUAAAGGCAACGGAAAACAGACUUACCCAAGCUAAUCUGCAAAUAGAGGAAUUGAAAAGCAAGUUGAAUAGUUUACAAGCUCUCAAAGAAUCGGAAUCUUCCACAGAACUAUCUCCCGCCAGUACAAAAACCGAUGUUAUUGAGAAAACUAUUCUCUCUUUUCAUACUUUACUUAGCGAAAAGGAUAAAUCUAUUGGUAAAUAUCAGGACAUACUGCAAACUGAGAGAGAACAAAAUCAUCUAACUGUUAGCAAACUGAAUGCUGAGAUUGAAGGGCUAAAUCACGCAGUAACUCAAUUAAAUGUUGGAAUGAAGAACAAGGAUUUGGAAAUUUUAGAAUUAAAAACCCAAUUGGAAAGUAUAAGCGUACGACGAAAUUCGAGUGAGAAGCUACAGUUGGCCACUAUCGGAAUGGAAACGGAAGAGAAUGUCGAUAACAGUUUAAACGAAAUGACGGAUGAGAAAAUUGAGGAGAUGUUUCAGCAAGAGAAUUCGCCUCCCAAUUCCGCCACAGGAAGUAUAGUAAUUGCUCCUGAGGAAGUUGUUAAAGAAAAACAUGAGCUGGAAGACGCAAAAACUUUAUUAAUUCCUACCAAUAUAAUGAAACAAUUAAAAGAAUUAAAAGACAAGGCCAGCUAUUAUGAAAGCGCUUUAAAGGUCAAGGAAGAUGAAAUUGUUAUAUUAAAAGAAAAGGUAAAACUGCUACAGGACCGUGAAAAAUCUUCAGAGAUUACUAACAAUACAGAAGUUGAGCAAUUGCGAAUAAUGGUAGAGGAGAAAGAUAAGCAUAUCAAUGAAUUGUUGGAAACUUUAAACAAUUUUCAUGAAGAUCAAGAACGGUUUAUUACCGAUUCCUCCAGUUACACGACAGAUCAAAUAACUCAGCUUGCUAAUGAUCUCACACGCACUGAAGCUACUAACAAAAUCUAUUACGCUCAAGUAGAAGCUUUAAAGAAACAAUUGACGAAUUUGACGCAAAGAGAAAAACAAGCCCGCGACCUCAGCCAGUCGCUUAGAAAUCAAUUAAUAAAACGUCCAGUGGUGUCAAUUAAAACUGAACUAAAUGCUAGGGUAAAAAAUGAAAGUCUGCAAAAAAGAGCACAACAAUUAGAAUUAGAUUUAGAAGAGGCGCGUGCAGAAAUCCAACGACAAAAAGUUAUAAUUGACAACAAACGGCACCGCAGUGCGCAUGAGGUUGGCCUAUGGGAGAAGCAAAAACGUUGGCAACAAAAUGCUGAGAAACUCAAAGGGAAGCUGGAAGAUACUGAGGCAACCUUGGAAAAGACCAAGACCUUAUUGCAAUCCGCCAGAAAUACCGUUAAUCGUCUGGAAAAAGAUAAACAGAUGCUUGAAGCGAAACUGGGAAGAGCCACACAUCAAACUACGAAACAUUCUAUAAAAUGUUGUCGCGCUCCAUCUUGCCCCAAUUUACAUAAUCCGAUUUCUACAAAUGCUGCGAUUGUAAAGUACACAACUUCCGAAAGCCCUGAUACCGUUACUGCGGGCAGCAGCGAGUGUAGUUCGCCGGUUCGUAACGUUACCAAUAAUAAAAUGCAGUAUACUGUACAAGCGCAAAAUCAAGAAGUCAUUGAUGCGCUAAAAACUCGUUUGGAAAUGCAACAGCGGAAAAUUUUGGUCAUGGAACUUGCAGGAAAAGGUAGUCAUGCUCUAACAAAUGAAAUGGAAAAGUUACAGGAGAAAUUGUCAACAAUUGAAUCACAAAACAUACGUCUGGAAGCCAAAAAUUUACAGUUACAGUUGGAUAAUGAUUUACUAAGGCAAGGAGAUGGAACCGAACGUUUCCAAAAAAGAAUCAAACAUUUGGAAGAUUAUAUAAUGGCUUUAAAGGAGGAAAUAGCCUCAUCAGAGGCACGACGCCAGUUAUGUAAAUGUAGUGGCGUUAAAGUUAAUCUUCAAACAGGACAAUCGGCCGAGCACACUAUACUAUCAUUACGGAACUUGGUCGAGAAACUAAAAGCUGAAAAUAAAUACCUAAAGGACGGAAGGAGAUCAAGUGAAUCAAGGAGUUCUUCAGAGGCUGCUAAUGAUACUGCACGUUUACAACAAAAGUUACAUGACUCUUUGGAUAAAAUUUCUUCGUUGGAAUUGAAAUUAAAAGCGCCGUCGAAAUGUCCACAUUGCGAAAGCCGGCAGAAGGUUGCACCCCCUCCUCUACAGGAGGAAUUAAACUACAUUAAAGAACAAUUACACAAAAAGACUCAACUUUUGCAAAAAGCUAAAGUGUUAUUGACUCGUGCUGCAGCUAAAGAAAAAGUGCUAAAGGAACAGUUAACCAUGUGGAAACGUAAAUGUUUUGAGUUACAAAAUGUUCCCGUUAUUGAAGAAAUUAGUGAAUAA